AAGCUCCACCUCUGGCUGCGUCUUCUAAUCGUGUUCUUCCGGCUGGAACCUCCUCUUCUCCUUUCCUCCUCCGUCGUGCGGUGUGCUCCUGCCUUGGCUCUCACCAUGUCUUCUCACAAGACUUUCAGAAUCAAGCGAUUCCUGGCCAAGAAACAAAAGCAAAAUCGUCCUAUUCCUCAGUGGAUUCGGAUGAAAACUGGUAACAAAAUAAGGUACAACUCCAAGAGAAGACACUGGAGGAGAACAAAGCUGGGUCUGUAAGGAUUCACGAAAUGGCAAGACAGUUUAUACUGAUGUGGAUCAUCAAGCAAUCCUACCACGUGGAUGGAGUUCAACAUUUUAACCUGAAGACUGGGUCGUGUUUUAAGUUGGGGGAGUAGUUUGUCCAGUAAUAAAAUGUAGAACCUUCCAAA
Peromyscus leucopus (white-footed mouse) is the source of this 413-nucleotide messenger RNA. It is a transcript of the gene Rpl39, whose product is annotated as ribosomal protein L39. The record is from RefSeq and is a predicted model, not a curated record. NCBI's taxonomy places the organism in Eukaryota, Metazoa, Chordata, Mammalia, Rodentia, Cricetidae. Gene Ontology annotation, cellular component: cytosolic large ribosomal subunit; ribosome. The coding region runs from base 106 to 261 and encodes 51 amino acids. Gene Ontology annotation, biological process: translation. The transcript has 3 exons. Gene Ontology annotation, molecular function: structural constituent of ribosome.